AAAAAAAGAUGAAGAAUUGUCUAGUUGUUAGUUUAUUGUUAUUAAUUACAUUCUUUGGCCAGAAUAAUAAUAUUCUAUGUGGCCAAUAUUUCGGUAUCAAUGAUUUGGAAUAUCGAAUACCAAAUUCAUUGUUGAACAAUUUUUACGGACGUAUUGAUGAGGAUCAACAACAACAACAAAUACAUCCGCAACAACCAUAUGUGAUUGUCAAUCCAGUCGAUUUUCAGGCAAAAGAUUCGUAUCCAUUGUAUCAAUCUUCUGAUUUCAAUAAUUAUCGAAUUCGUAAAGAUCUUAGUGAGCAACAACAACAACAACAAUCCAAUGAGCUAUUGAACCGUUAUCAUUUGCAAACACGUGAUGACAUUCUUUUGCCAAGAGAACCGGUACCAAGAAAAGAAUUUCUUGAACAUUCAUCAUUAUAUGGACAUCAAUAUGUACAAGGUGGUGCUGGUGAAGGAUCACAACAUUUGAAACCAGAUGGUAGUAUACAGAAUGUACAGGUGAUCAAAUCAGAUUCAGUAUUGCCAGCCUAUUGUAAUCCACCAAAUCCUUGCCCAGUAGGAUAUACAGCUGAAGACGGAUGUUUGGAAGAUUUUGACAAUUCAGCCGAUUAUAGUAAAGAAUAUCAAGCAUCACAAGAAUGUAUGUGCGACUCGGAACAUAUGUUCAAUUGUCCCGGUAAUACUGAUGAAAAUGAAUUGGAAACAUUGGCCCGUUCAAUUCAGAACGAAGGUAUUGAAUUGGAUUCUACCAUUGAUAAAAUCAUGGAUACAAUGGACACAACGGCAAAAGAUCAUAAAGUUGUGGCAAAAAAAUAUUUUCAAAAACGAAGUAAAAAAUCAAUUGUAAAACGUUCGAUUGAUGAAAUAAAAAACAAUAAUAAAUCGUUUAAACAAGAGAAUCCAUUUUUGGUAGGCGAAAAAUUGCCCGUGGUGGCUAAAAAAAGUCCACAAACAGCUAAAAUUCAUCACUAAAAAUCAAUCAAUCAGUUUCAUUGAUCGAUCAAAUGAAACAAUUUUUAUUUGCGUUGUUUUCUCUUUGCUGCUGCUGCUGCUGCAUUCUUUUCCCAAAUCUUGAACACACUUGAACAUUACUCGUGUAUUGAUGAUGUAUUGAUUGAUAUAAAAAUUUUAUUGUUUUCUUUUUUCUUCA
Messenger RNA from Dermatophagoides farinae (American house dust mite), 1152 nucleotides. RefSeq names its product Secretogranin_V domain-containing protein 7B2 (gene 7B2). Gene Ontology annotation, biological process: regulation of hormone secretion; neuropeptide signaling pathway. The record is from RefSeq and is a predicted model, not a curated record. Gene Ontology annotation, molecular function: enzyme regulator activity. Gene Ontology annotation, cellular component: secretory granule. NCBI's taxonomy places the organism in Eukaryota, Metazoa, Arthropoda, Arachnida, Sarcoptiformes, Pyroglyphidae.